Microbotryum saponariae is the source of this 5148-nucleotide messenger RNA. Lineage: Eukaryota; Fungi; Basidiomycota; Microbotryomycetes; Microbotryales; Microbotryaceae. The record is from the annotation of a GenBank genome assembly.
AUGUCGGCUGCGCUAGCGGGUAUGUUGCCUGCGCCCAACAGGGAGAACGCGGCGCUCGUCUCGGAGGCGACGACCGAUCAUCCCGCGGCUGAGAUGGCCCCAGCGACCACCACCACCACCACCACCACCACCGUGCGGUCAUCUUCGCACGAGUCGUCGCCCUCGUCGUACUCGUCCUCGACCGCGUCCACGAGCGAUGCCCACCACUCAACACCUCAUGGCGACCACGUCCAAAAUGUCAACGUCGCCAAGGGGAAAACCGAGUUCGAGUCCCUGCAGAGGGAGCUGAGUCGCGCGAGCUCGAUCCACCGUGCGCGUACGAGGGACUCGGCCCUGACCGCGGGCAACGGCGCCGACCUCGAGAAGCAGCACGAUCAAGACUCGGAGGACGACUUUGACCUGAGGGAGUAUUUGCAUUCCGGGAGCGAGGCGAGGAAGGCGCAUGGUUUCAAGCAGAAGCAGAUUGGCGUCACCUGGGAGGGGUUGAGGGUCAUCGGUGUCGGAGGCAUGAAGGUCAGUUCAUGCGCGUGAGGAACGAAAACGCCCAGCGAGCGGGCAAACUGACGCCUCAAACCCCUUACGUCCACAGAUCUACAUCCGAACCUUCCCCGACGCGAUCAAGGAAUUCGUACUCUCGCCCGUCUUCAUGGUGCUCAAGCACACCAAGAUGUUCAAGUCCGCGCCCAAGAAUCUUCUCCACUCUUUCGACGGGUUCGUCCGACCGGGCGAGAUGUGUCUCGUCCUCGGCCGACCGGGAUCGGGUUGCUCGACCUUCCUCAAGACGAUCGCGAAUCAGCGUGGGGGCUACCUCGGCGUUGAAGGCGAUGUCAGUUACGGUGGCAUCCCCGCGAGCGAAAUGGGCGAAAGGUACAAAGGAGAAGUCGUCUACAACCAGGAGGACGAUGUGCACCAUGCCGAGUUAACCGUUGCUCAGACGUUGUGAGUCGGUUUGGGAGUUCGAUCGACUGUGCCCCUCUUUCCGAAUGCUGACCCCUUUGCCGUUGCAUUCGAUCUUUUAAGAACGUUCGCACUGAGCUUGAAAACGCCGGGCAAGCGAUUACCCGACGAGUCGGCUGCGGAGUUCAAGAAGAACGUCCUCGAUCUUCUCACCAACAUGCUCGGUAUCUCGCACACCAAAAACACCAAAGUAGGAUCCGCUCAAGUCCGCGGUGUUUCAGGCGGAGAGCGCAAGCGCGUCAGUAUCGCCGAAAUGAUGGUCGGCCGCGCCUCCGUCACCUGCUGGGAUAACUCGACCCGCGGGCUCGAUGCCUCGACUGCGCUCGACUACGCCAAGUCGUUAAGGAUCUUGACCGACAUUUUUGGGACCGCGACGCUCGUGACGCUCUACCAGGCCGGUGAGGGCAUAGUCGAGCAGUUUGACAAGAUUUUGCUCAUCGACGAAGGUCGCGAGGUCUACUUUGGGCCGGCCAAGGAAGCACGAGCGUAUAUGGUCUCACUCGGAUACAAGGAUCAACCUCGAUCGACAACGGCCGAUUUCUUGACGGGGUGCACGGACCCCAACGAGCGGCAGCUGGCCGAUGGUCGCGACGAAUCAAAUGUACCGUCUACGCCUGAACAGCUCGAGCAGGCGUUCAAGAAGAGCGAGAUCCAUGCGCGCAUGAAGCGCGAACGAGAAGCUUUCAACUACGAGGUCGAGCAGGAGAAGGCGCGACUCGAUGAUUUCCGCCAAGCCGUGUUGACCGACAAGCAUCGCGGUGUGCGCAAGACCAGUCCUUACACAGUCUCGCUGCUCAGUCAGGUCCGAGCGUUGGCCGUGCGACAGUUCGAACUCAAGUUGCAGAACCGUCUCGAUCUAGGCGUCUCCUUCUCGACAACGAUCAUUAUCGCCAUCAUUUCGGGUGCCUGUUACUUCCAGAUCCCGGCGACGGCCGAAGGUGCCUUCACUCGUGGUGGUGCCAUCUUCAUCGCGCUGCUCUUUAACGCUUUCCAGGCCUUUAACGAGCUGCCGACGCAGAUGCUCGGUCGACCCAUCAUGUGGAAGCACGCCAACUUUGCGUUCCAUCGACCGGCCGCCGUGACGUUGGCCGCGACUGUCGCCGAUGCGCCGUUUUCGAUCUUGUCCAUCUUUCUUUUCUGCGUCAUAAUCUACUUCAUGGCCGGUCUGACCUCGACCGCGAGCGCAUUCUUCACCUUCUACGUCAUCGUGCUCGCCGGUUUCUUCUCCCUGGCGGCCUUUUUCCGUCUCAUCGGAACGCUGACGGCCUCGUUCGACGUCGCCGCUCGUCUUGCUUCGAUCCUCAUCACGCUCAUGAUCACCUACUCGGGUUACCUCAUUCCCAUCUACUCGCAAAAGCGAUGGCUGUUCUGGCUGACGUACCUCAAUCCGCUCAACUAUGGUGCGUUAGCAUUUGAGGAAUCUUGUCUUUCACGCAGCAUCUCAAACUGACUCGUUCUGGCCCUCUUCUUUUGCUUCUCAGCCUUCGCGGCUGCGAUGAUGAACGAGUUCAAGGACCUCCAGCUGGCGUGCUCAAACGCCUACAUCACGCCUCGUCAAGUCGGUGGAUUGACUCAGUACCCGACCACACUCGGCCCGAACCAGGUCUGCACAUUGCUCGGUUCGCAGCCGGGCCAGCCUUUCGUCGCCGGCGCGGAUUACCUCCGUGUCUCAUACGAAUACGAGGUUAGCCACCUUUGGCGCAACUUCGGUCUUACGCUCGUCUUCUUCAUCGGCUUCAACGUCUUCCAGUCUUGGGCCGUUGAGCGUUUCAAGCAUGGCGCCGACGCACCGGCGAUUAAUGUGUUCGCCAAGGAGACGGCCGAAACGAAGGAUCUCAACGAGAAGUUGCUUGCGAAGCGUGAAGCCAAGCGCAAGGGCCAAGAGGAGCAGGACCUUGCGUCGAUCGGAUCCAAUUCGAAGCCUUUCACGUGGGAGAACCUUCGCUACACCGUCCCCGUCCCCGGUGGGCGUCGUCAGUUGCUCGAUGAUGUGUUUGGAUACGUCAAGCCGGGCACGCUGACGGCUUUGAUGGGGUCGUCUGGAGCGGGAAAGACGACGCUACUCGAUGUGCUUGCCGCUCGCAAGAACAUCGGUGUCAUCGAAGGCGAUAUUUUGAUCGGCGGUCGACCGACGACGAGGAGCUUCAAGCGUGGGUGCGCUUAUGCCGAACAGCUCGACGUUCACGAGCACACUGCGACCGUUCGCGAGACGUUCCGCUUCUCCGCGUACCUUCGUCAACCUGCUCAUGUUGCGAAAGCUGAGAAGGAUGCCUAUGUCGAAGAGAUUAUACAGCUGCUCGAACUCGAGGACCUUGCGGAUGCUUACAUCGGCUUUCCUGGGUUCGGUCUCGGCGUCGAAGCUCGUAAGCGGGUCACGAUCGGUGUCGAGUUGGCAGCCAAGCCCGAGAUGCUCCUCUUCCUCGACGAACCGACCUCGGGUCUCGACGCUCAAUCGGCGCUCAACAUCGCUCGCUUCCUCAAGAAACUCGCGGCCGCCGGUCAAGCCAUCUUGUGCACGAUUCAUCAACCGAACGCACUUUUGUUCGAGUCGUUCGAUCGUCUGCUUUUGCUCAAAGCUGGUGGUCGUUGCGUCUACUUUGGCGAUAUCGGCAAGGACUCGAUUGUCAUUCGGGAUUAUUUUGCGAAGCGAGGUGCUCUCUGUCCGCCAAAGGCCAACCCUGCCGAAUGUAAGUUGGUACUGCAACUUUAGCUAGACUUUUUGUGUCCGGUCAGCUGAUUCUUGCGUAUGUCGAACUCACAGAUAUGCUAGAAGCAAUUGGAGCUGGAUCUUCGCGCGCCGUCGGAAAGAAGGACUGGGCCGAUCUCUGGCUCGAGAGUGAGGAGCUCGGGCAGGUCAAGAAGGAGAUCGCUGAACUCAAGCAACACAGCUUGGCGCUGCCCGCCGACUCGUCGGAAGACGCCGAUCGAGAGUUCGCGACCCCGUUCAUUUACCAGCUCAAGGUCGUCGCGAAUCGCACAGCUAUUGCAUUCUACCGCUCCCCCGAUUACGGCUUCACUCGACUGUUCAACCAUCUUGCGAUUGCUCUCUGUGUCUCGAUCACCUUCUUGAAUCUCGGUAACAACCUUGGCGGUCUGCAGCAGCGCGUUUUUGCCAUCUUCUACGUUACCGUCUUGCCCGCCAUCAUCAUUUCGCAAGUCGAACCUAUGUAUAUCAUGUCUCGGUCGACGUUCGUGCGCGAGUCGUCGUCUGGUAUGUAUUCGCAGGUCGUGUUUGCGAUGUCGCAGCUCGCGGCCGAAAUGCCGUACUCGAUCAUGUGCGCCGUUGGCUUCUUCCUUCUGCUGUAUUACCCUAUCGUGAGUCAAACAGUGCCAUCGAUUCAUUCCAGAGUCGGAACAUCGGGUGGCUGAUGCACCACUUCGUCGUCUCACACAGGGUUUCCAAUUCGAAUCAAGCCGAGCCGGAUUCCAGUUCUUUAUGAUUCUCAUCGUCGAGCUUUGGUCGGUGACGCUGGUGAGUUGCUUUUCUGUAGGUGCACAUGAUCCUUGAAUUGUGGCUGACUCUCGACCCCUCAUUUUUGGAUGAUCACAGGGUCAAGGUGUUGCGGCACUUUCACCGUCGGUCUACAUCGCCGCCGUUUCGAAUCCUUUUAUCCUCGUCAUCCUCUCGCUCUUCUGUAAGUGGCACCUCUCUCUCUCUCUCACGAUCUUGCGCUGAUGGACCCUGACCUCUCAUUCCUACAGGUGGUAUCACGAUCACUCCUCCCAACAUCCCCAAGGCGUUCCAUUGGCUAUACCAACUGAACCCGCAAACGCGCAUCGUCAGCGCGCUCAUCGCCACCGCGCUCUACGAGCUACCCGUGCAAUGUACCCCACGCGAAUUCGCCGUCUUUGAACCGCCUGCGGGUCAAUCGUGCUCGCAAUGGGCCGCUCCGUUCGUACAAGCCGUCAAAGCGGGUUAUCUCAACAACCCGAACGCGUCGAGCGCGUGCGAGUACUGCUCCGUCAGUCUCGGCCAACAGUUUUAUGAACCGCUCGGCAUUCGCUUCGAUACGAGGUGGAGGGACCUCGGCAUCUUGAUCGCUUUCACCGUGUUCAAUUGUGGGGUCACGAUCGUCGCGUCCAGAUUCUUGGUCAGUUUUGGUGGCGGGCGAGACGGGCUGCGCAGUCGAUGUGAACGUGACUAAUUUCGUUUCUUCGCCCUUGUCUGAACAGAAAUACGCGAAACGAUAA